Ostertagia ostertagi is the source of this 1608-nucleotide messenger RNA. NCBI's taxonomy places the organism in Eukaryota, Metazoa, Nematoda, Chromadorea, Rhabditida, Trichostrongylidae. The record is from the annotation of a GenBank genome assembly.
AUGCGUGAUGACAUCUUCAAACGCCUUACGUUUGGUAUCAAGAAAACACCGAGACAAAUAGCUGCUGAACAUGAAGACAAUGAUGGCCAUGCUUCUCUACGAUUACGAGUUCUUCCUGAGAAUAUAAAAGAGGAGCUUAGAAAUUUGCGCAAAAGACAGAGUGGGGAGCAAAUUCUGGUUGAAACCAAAGAAGACGAUCAAGUCGAGGAAGGUUUCAAGCUGUUUUCUGAUGGUGGUGUUCCAAAGAGCAUCAAGACAUCUUCCAAAAGGCUUCCUGUGAGUUCAGACGAUGUGCCAAGUAACAGUGCUGAGAUACAGAAGCAGAUCGCUGAAAAGAUUCAUCAGCUUCGACGAUCAAAUCGAAUAUACACAUGGGGUGAAGACAUUUCUGAUCCUUUCAUAGACUUCAAAGACCUCAAUUUGCCGUCUGUAUUAAUGUCUUCCUUAGAUGAGUUCGGCAUCGGAGAGCCCACCCCAAUUCAGAUGCAGGCAAUACCCCUCAUGAUGAAGCAUCGUGAUAUUUUGGCGAGUGCCCCCACAGGAUCCGGGAAAACCCUGGCGUUUGCUAUUCCUGUAAUUAUGGAUGUAUUGAAAUUAAAAAAGCUGAGUAAGUACAAGGAUGGCACGAAGUUAUUGGCAGUGGUCCUUGAACCAACCAGAGAAUUAGCAUCACAGACAUAUCGUCAGUUCCUCAAGUUCGGCCAGGGGCUCCCAAUUAAAGCCGCUCUAUUUGAAAAUGAGGAAGUUCCACAGAAUGUUGAUGUGCUUGUUUCUACUCCGAAUCGUCUCGCCCACCAUUUGCAAGACAUGCAGCUCAAGUUUUUAAGGUGGCUGAUUGUCGAUGAAAGCGACCGCUUGUUCGAGGUUGUUGAAGGUCAAGAGCGAUGUUUCAGGAACCAGCUCGCCAGCGUGUACAAGGCUUGCGAUGGGAAAUUCACUCGGAGAGCGUUUUUCAGUGCUACGUUUUCUUAUGAGGUGGAAGAGUGGUGUAAAGAGAAUUUGAACAAUGUUGCAAUGGUCUGCAUUGGUGAAAGAAACUCAGCAAAUGCUAAUGUGACGCAAGAGCUGGUGUUUGCUGGUUCGGAACAAGGAAAACUUCUUGCCAUUCGGACGCUUCUUCAGACGCAGUUUGAGCCACCCGGCGCUCAUUUUUGUGCCAGGCCAUCAGCAAAAGAGGUCUGGCGCGUGAGCUCCGUCUGCGUUGUCCCUCAUAUUACGCCCCCAAUCCUGUGGCUCCUCAUCAAGGCCAGUGGGAAUUCUCAGAGUGAAGGUCGUACCGGACGUGCUGGUCGUCGAGGACGUGCCAUAACAUAUUUUACCGAGUCAGAUACAAAGUACUUGAGAUCAAUUGCUACCGUCAUUCAUCAGGCAGGAUUUGAGGUUCCGGAGUACACGUUGAGUUUAAAACCUCUAAGCAGAAAUGAGAAGAAGCAACUCGUACGCCAUGCACCGAAACGGAAACACAUAGCGUUUGUGAAAAAGAAGAAGAAGAAGGCUGUCCAAGCUGAAAAUGGUAGUAAACAGUCCGAUGAACCAGUCGAUAAGAAGGCAAAGGUUGAAAAAGCUGCUGUGAAAUCCAUUGCUGACAAUAAGCUUCAUGGUGAUAUU